Aspergillus eucalypticola CBS 122712 is the source of this 982-nucleotide messenger RNA. Its product is annotated as 40S ribosomal protein eS19. Gene Ontology annotation, molecular function: structural constituent of ribosome; RNA binding. Lineage: Eukaryota; Fungi; Ascomycota; Eurotiomycetes; Eurotiales; Aspergillaceae. The record is from RefSeq and is a predicted model, not a curated record. Gene Ontology annotation, biological process: ribosomal small subunit assembly; translation. Gene Ontology annotation, cellular component: ribosome; cytosolic small ribosomal subunit. The transcript has 4 exons. The coding region runs from base 122 to 565 and encodes 147 amino acids.
AAAUUUCGAGGCUUUCUGACCCCGACUCCCCUUCAACGACGACAACGACCGACCCAUCCCCCUCCACCCCUCCCUCGUCCCUCUCUUCGAUUCCCCGUUCGAGGUUCAACAAGUCGCAAAAAUGGGUGGUGUCACCGUUCGCGAUGUCGACGCGCAGAAGUUCAUCGCUGCUUACUCUGCUUUCCUGAAGCGUCAGGGAAAGCUCCCCAUUCCUGGAUGGGUUGACACUGUCAAGACCUCCGCCUCCAACGAGCUCCCUCCCCAGGAUGCCGACUGGUACUACGUCCGCGCCGCCGCCGUCGCUCGCCACAUCUACAUGCGCAAGACCGUCGGUGUUGGCCGUCUCCGCAAGGUCCACGGUUCCACCAAGAACCGCGGCUCCCGCCCCGCCCACCACGUCGAUGCCUCCGGCUCCGUCGACCGUAAGGUCAUGCAGUCCCUCGAGAAGAUCGGUGUCCUCGAGCACGAUGAGGAGAAGGGUGGCCGUCGCAUCACCCAGAGCGGCCAGCGUGAUCUUGACCGUAUCGCCAAGACCACCGUUGACGAGGAGGAGGACGAGGAGUAAAUUAGUCUCUCCGGAUGCUCGAGCUAAAAUAAUGAAAAAGUCCUGAUGUUACUCUUUUUCUCCGAACCCCUUACCUUCUAUCUCUCUACCUACACCUGGCAAACUCCCUAUUGAAGCUGAGCUAGGCUUUAGCUUCUUUGCUGUGUUUUUUCUUAUAAAAACUCCCCGUUUGUCUUCUGACACCAAAUCCCGCGCGGGUUUGGAUGGGGCCACCCAGGGGGGGUGUGCUGGGUUAGAUGGGGAAAUGGAAUAUUGGGACGAAUGAGUGGCUACGACAGGGAGAGGAUGACUUGACUACUACUACUACCUUUUCUCUUUUUUUUUUUUAUCGAUCAAUUGGUUGUUCCUGCGGGCAUAAAGGACAAUUCAUACAUGGUGUAGAAUUUUGCCUAGAUUUCCUCUCCCGAUAGAUGUAUA